UCAGGACAGCACCGUCAGGACAGCUUUGGGAGGGAUUCUACCAUACCUCAGUUGGAUCUCUUUGUUCUGAUCUGCAUUAGUUAAGAUUACCCAAACUUGGAUUUCAAAGGAAUACUUUCAUUGUUCCAUCUGUCAUACCAAGUAAUUGGGGCCAGCUGGAUGUCAGGAUGCGCGUGGUUACCAUCAUCAUCCUGCUUUUCUUUUGUAAAGCCGCUGAGCUCCGCAAGGCAAACCCUGGGGGUGUGAGAAGCCGAGCGAAUCCUGGCCGGGUGGGUGGGGGCCGGAGGGGCUCCAGCCCGGUCAAACGCUACGCACCGGGCCUCCCCUGCGAAGUGUACACGUAUCUUCAUGAGAAAUACUUAGAUUGUCAAGAAAGAAAACUAGUUUAUGUGCUGCCCGACUGGCCUCACGAUUUGCUGCACAUGUUGUUAGCAAGAAACAAGAUCCGCAUAUUGAAGAACAGCAUGUUUUCCAAGUUCAAAAGGCUGAAAAGCUUGGAUCUGCAACAGAAUGAGAUCUCCAAAAUUGAGAGUGAGGCUUUCUUUGGUUUAAACAAACUCACCACGCUCUUACUGCAGCAUAACCAGAUCAAAGUCUUGACCGAAGAAGUGUUCAUUUACACACCUCUCCUGAGCUACCUGCGCCUUUACGACAACCCCUGGCACUGUACCUGUGACAUAGAGACGCUUAUUUCAAUGCUGCAGAUCCCAAAGAACCGAAAUUUGGGGAACUAUGCCAAGUGCGAAAGCCCACAAGAACUAAAAAAUAAAAAGCUGCGUCAGAUAAAAUCAGAAGAGUUGUGUAAUGAAGAAGAAAAGGAACAACUGGACCCGAAACCCCAAGUGUCAGGGAGACCCCCAGUUAUCAAGCCUGAGAUGGACUCUUCUCUUUGCCACAUUUACGUGUUUCCCAUACAAACACUGGACUGCAAAAGAAAAGAGCUGAAGAAAGUUCCAAACAAUAUCCCUCCAGAUAUUGUUAAACUUGACUUGUCGUACAAUAAAAUCAACCUACUUCGGCCCAAGGAGUUUGAAGAUGUUCAUGAGCUAAAGAAAUUAAACCUUAGCAGCAAUGGCAUCGAAUUCAUCGAUCCUGCUGCUUUUUUAGGACUCACACAUUUAGAAGAGUUAGAUUUAUCGAACAACAGCCUGCAAAACUUUGACUAUGGAGUAUUAGAAGACUUGUAUUUUUUGAAACUCUUGUGGCUCAGAGAUAACCCUUGGAGAUGUGACUACAACAUCCACUACCUCUACUACUGGUUAAAGCACCACUACAACGUCCACUAUAAUGGCCUGGAAUGCAAAAUGCCUGAAGAAUACAAGGGGUGGUCUGUGGGGAAAUAUGUUCGGAGUUACUAUGAAGAAUGUCCCAAAGACAAAUUGCCAGCAUACCCUGAAACAUUUGACCAGGAUACAGAAGAGGAUGAGUGGGAAAAAAUACAUAGGGAGCACGCAGCAAAGAAGCAAAGUGUAAGAAUCACUAUAGUGGGAUAAUCUAGAGAUUCUUCUAGUUGCAACUAGUUAUGUAUUUGCUGUACUGGUGUCAAAAAAAAACCACAUGUUUACAUUUUGAUUAACUGUGUUGCCUAUUUAUGCAGGGUUAUCCAACUAAAGGAAGGUUUCUUUAAUUAUUUUUUAUUAUUAGAGUAAUCAAGGAAAUACUCUCAUCCUGUUUGCCUGAACAGCCUUUGAUGAUGAUUCCAAACUAGUAGCCUGCAGAAGAUGGCUUCUAAUGACAUUAGAAUUUCAUAAUGUCCUGUUGUAAAUGUUUUUACUGCUUUUAAAAAUAAUUUUUAAAAUGUUCAUUUUUACAUGCCUUUUGAUAGCUGCACAGACAUAUCUAAACACAAUCAAAAUGAAAAGAUACAAAUGCCUGGUAAUAAUAAAAUGUCAUUCUCUCCCCUCCGUCCUCACCCCGUCCCCACCCCCACCUGUUUUCAAUAAGUCAGCUUAUACAUUGAAUAAAUUUCCAUUUCUGAUUCUUGUGCA
Myotis brandtii (Brandt's bat) is the source of this 1988-nucleotide messenger RNA. It is a transcript of the gene LRRC17, whose product is annotated as leucine rich repeat containing 17. The record is from RefSeq and is a predicted model, not a curated record. The coding region runs from base 168 to 1493 and encodes 441 amino acids. The transcript has 4 exons. NCBI's taxonomy places the organism in Eukaryota, Metazoa, Chordata, Mammalia, Chiroptera, Vespertilionidae. Gene Ontology annotation, molecular function: protein binding.